Messenger RNA from Penaeus monodon (black tiger shrimp), 2571 nucleotides. It is a transcript of the gene Phax, whose product is annotated as phosphorylated adapter RNA export protein-like. The coding region runs from base 60 to 1376 and encodes 438 amino acids. The record is from RefSeq and is a predicted model, not a curated record. Gene Ontology annotation, cellular component: nucleus. The transcript is spliced from 9 exons. NCBI's taxonomy places the organism in Eukaryota, Metazoa, Arthropoda, Malacostraca, Decapoda, Penaeidae. Gene Ontology annotation, biological process: snRNA export from nucleus.
UCCCUCGCAGCCCAGGGAGAGUCUCGGCCGAGGACCCGUUUGAAAAGCGCCCCGCAAUAAUGGAUAAAAAGGAGGAGGGGGAGAUUUCUGAUGACAAUGAGGACAGUUUCGAUCUGGUAUACAAACCUGUGUCUCGUCCUGAUGCGUCUCAGUACCGCCAUGCCCCUCGUCACAUGCCCUCAAGCGAUGAAGAAUAUUCUUCAGACUCGGACUCAGACGCGCCAAGCAUCCCCAAACGGAAACGACCAAACAUCAGCAAGAUGGAGACCAGUGCAGUUGAAAGUCACGACCCCAAAGGCUGGACAGUAGGAAGUGGAGAAUUAGAAGCCAGACACAUCGCCAAACCCAAACGCAGAAAUAACAUUUGGUCGACAGUCAUGGAGGAACAGGUUUUGUCACAAGAAAUUGGUGGUUUUGGCUUGAAGCGCAGACUAGACCAGGGCGACAGGAGUGUUGAGUCCUACGAUUAUUCCCAGGCUCUCAGAGUGCAUGGUAUUGAGCCAGAAAUUUCAGACGAAGAAGAAACGGAAGAAUUGAAGAAAAAGAGAAUGGACAGAAAGCGCCAUGUGAAGGAGCGUCUCGGCUACAGAAAGCCCAAGAUGGAGGGCUCGCCACGGGAGUUGGUGGACAUGAGUCUGGAGGAUGACACCGUGACGGACGAAGAGGUGGGACUCGCCAUCGCCGAGGGUCUGCAUGAGAGGAAGCCGGAACUCAUAGUGCGAGUGGUGGAGGUCUUGGGGCGUGAAAAGGCCCUUGAGCUCUACAAAGAGACGCAGAAAGUGGAGCGCGAAGGGGGUCUCAUGAUCUUGAAUGGGUCAAGAAGAAGAACCUCAGGCGGUGUGUACCUGCAGCUGCUGAAGAAUGUACCAACAGUGGGCAAGGCAGAACUCACCAAGAUCUUCCCACAGGAGGAGUCAACGCAGCAGUGGAGAAAGCGCAAGAGAGCACACCGCAAGCGAGAAAGACACGAGUCUAAGCCACAGGGUGAGGAUGUGAGUGAAGAGGGGCUGCACUUGGGGGGCCUCUUCUCAGACGACCCAGGGGGUGCCAAGUGCCCUGGCUCGACCCCAGUAACCUCCCCACAGCCUUCAGACAAUGAGGAGGAGGACCUGGCUGGAUCUACGAUCAACCGGUUGUCCCCGUCAGCACUCACCGCAGAGCCACACUCGCCGCACUACGAUUCCAUGGCCCCCAGUGAGAACCCUUUUGCCCCUCCCACCGACUUCAACGGGAAGUAUGCGAGUGCUGCUGCUGCUGCUGCUACGCCCACACCCGUCCCACCCGCUGCCGCCCACCCCCCAGAGAGGCCCACAGAGGUGUACGAUGAUGAUUUCCUGGACAUCCACGGCAAUGCAGACGAGAUGGACCUCUUCUAAGGCCGGCCUCAGAAGUCCGGUGUAUUUUUUCCCUUCUGUUUUUUUAUAUAUAUAUUUUUUUUUAUUAUUCUUAGUUUUAAACUUUUUUAGGCUUUCCAGUGUUUUAUUUAUUUUUUAUUUAUUUUUCUUUUUUUUCUAUUUGAUAAACUCAACUGUGAUGUGAAACCAGUCUUGAGCCUUCCACAUGUGUCAGAGUUCUUGAAAUGUCAUAGAAGACAGUGUCCAGUUUUCAUUUGGUUUUAGUCAAAGGCUCAACACUCAUUGACGGUGAGCAUUAUCUGUUAUAUUCAGCAUGUUGAAACAGGUCCCCAUAACAUGUAUGUGAAAAGUACAUACUAUUUACAUGAAAGCUCAUGUAUCAGACAUAUGUGCACGCAUGCGCACACACGUGCACACACACGUGCACACAUACGCACACGUACUUACACACACACACACACACACACACACACACACACACACACACACACACACACACACACACACACACACACACACACACACACACACACACACACACACACACACACACACACACACACACACACACACACACACACACACACACACAUGUAGAUCAGUAGUAAUGUCAUGACCCCCAGGCUCCCCCCUCCCCCCUAGCAUCAGCUGCUAAGUUGCAAAGUGCCUGAUUGAUCAUAUUAUCGAUGGACCUACUUCAUGCCACAUUGCCCAAGCUUCUGCAUCAUUUAAUAUACCUUCUGGAAAAUGGGUCAAGGUCAGCUAAAUGGUCUGGAAGGAAUGGCAGCCUUGCGAGAGCGAGAGCGAGAGCGAGAGCGAGCAAGUCGAAGUGGGGGAAAAGAAAAAAACUCUCAAAUCUCUAUUCUUUAAGUGAGUUACUUAUAUAUAUAUAUAUAUAUAUAUAUAUAUAUAUAUAUAUAUAUAUAUACACAUAUAUACAUAUAUAUACACAUACUGUGUGUGUGAGGAUUUUAUUUCACCUUUAUAUCUACCUUUGUCCUUUUUUUCUUCUCUUUUUUUUUUUUUUUUUUUUUUUUUUUUUUUUUUUUUUUUUUUUGUAAUUUGCCAUGUAUAUUAUCCAUAUGUUAUAUAUAUUCAGGGUUACAAUAAUUGUGUAAUUAAGGCAUAUUCAUAGGCUAUCAUCACAUGUUUUGUUUUGUAAAUAAAAUCUUCAGGUCAUUACACAAAAGAGAAUAAAAGCUAUGUUUCUUUUAUA